UAUGAAAGGUUCAUCAUCGUCGCUUUCUUCACAUCUUGCCAUAGCUUUUUGUUUAGCUUUUUCUAGUUCAAGAAGAAUCCAUUUUGGUAAUUUUUCUUCAAUAACUGAUGUGAUGAAAGAUUGGUUUGUAUUUUCUCCCAUUUGUUGUAGUUGUUGAAUAAUUCUGUCGAUGUUGUCAGUUGUAAAUCGA
Messenger RNA from Meloidogyne enterolobii, 190 nucleotides. Lineage: Eukaryota; Metazoa; Nematoda; Chromadorea; Rhabditida; Meloidogynidae. The record is from the annotation of a GenBank genome assembly.